Molecule: messenger RNA, 192 nt
Organism: Perkinsus marinus ATCC 50983
Lineage: Eukaryota; Perkinsozoa; Perkinsida; Perkinsidae
Exons: 2
Coding region: 1-192 (63 amino acids)
Source: RefSeq, a predicted model, not a curated record
AUGUCCUCAACCUUCACUGUUACUGAUCUCAACGAGAAGCUACACUUUGGGGAGACCGCACUAUCCGAUCAAGACUACGGCUGUAUCGGCGACAGAAUCCCCAACCUGUGGUAUCCUGAGAGUCUUCAGCUCGCACUCUCGGGUGUCGAUGAGUCAUCCGGCAUGGACUCGAUCAAGGUUAUCUCUGCCUAA